GAAGCAGUCUUCAAUUUUUAAACUUCUCUCCUCAACCGAAAAUUAGAUUGUGAUCAGCUCCCUGAAUAAUGUGAGCGCGUUAUUCUCCGAGUUCAAGAUUAAGGACACUUGGCAUAUACCGCUCAACCAAGAGGUGACUUCUCGUCUCGUCCCCCGUCCUCUGGGACAUUGAUAGGCUAGUCCAUUCCACAGACUUUCGAGUCCUCGCAGCGGGUCGGGGAUCGAAGGAUUGGGCCAAUUGCGGCUGAAACGUCUUUGGAAGGAGGAAGGGGGUGAGGGGGCAUCCCUCUGAGUUCCGCCUCUCCUUUUUCGAGGCGGCCGUGGGGAAGGGGGACGUACGAAAUACUGCCCUCGAAAGCGAACGGAGCACACCUCUCCGAGCAAACUGCCGGGGGGGAGCGGCGGGAAAAGGGCAAGACGGGAGUGGGGAAAGGGAAGGAUCCAGGAAGCCGCGCGGGAGGGCGCGCGCGCGCGCCCCUUUUUCAGCAGUGUGGCGGGGUCGCACGCACGCCCGCCUCGGCGGCUGGGCGCGGUUUGCGACAGUGGGGGGAGCGGGGGUGGUGGCGGCGGCAGUGGCAACUUUGCGGCAAGCUCCGGCCGGGCUUGCUUGACGGCGGUGUGGCGGAGGCCCCGCCCUAGGCGGCAGGAACCUGGAGGGAGGCGGAGGAAUAUGUCCGAGAGGGAAGUGUCGACAGCGCCGGCGGGAACGGACAUGCCUGCGGCCAAGAAGCAGAAGCUGAGCAGCGACGAGAACAGCAACCCGGACCUCUCUGGAGACGAGAAUGAUGAUGCUGUCAGUAUAGAAAGUGGUACAAACACUGAACGCCCUGAUACACCUACAAAUACGCCAAAUGCGCCUGGAAGGAAAAGUUGGGGGAAGGGAAAAUGGAAGUCAAAGAAAUGCAAAUAUUCUUUCAAGUGUGUAAAUAGUCUCAAGGAAGAUCAUAAUCAACCAUUGUUUGGAGUUCAAUUUAACUGGCACAGUAAAGAAGGAGAUCCAUUAGUGUUUGCAACUGUAGGAAGCAACAGAGUUACCUUAUAUGAAUGUCACUCACAAGGAGAAAUCCGGUUGUUGCAAUCUUAUGUGGAUGCUGAUGCUGAUGAAAACUUUUACACUUGUGCAUGGACGUAUGAUAGCAAUACAAGCCAUCCUCUGCUGGCUGUAGCUGGAUCUAGAGGCAUAAUUAGGAUAAUUAAUCCCAUAACAAUGCAGUGCAUAAAGCACUAUGUUGGCCAUGGAAAUGCUAUCAAUGAGCUGAAAUUCCACCCAAGAGAUCCAAAUCUUCUCCUGUCAGUAAGUAAAGAUCAUGCUUUACGAUUAUGGAAUAUCCAAACGGACACUCUGGUGGCAAUAUUUGGAGGUGUAGAAGGGCACAGAGAUGAAGUUCUAAGUGCUGAUUAUGAUCUUUUGGGUGAAAAAAUAAUGUCCUGUGGUAUGGAUCACUCUCUUAAACUUUGGAGGAUCAAUUCAAAGAGAAUGAUGAAUGCAAUUAAGGAAUCUUAUGAUUAUAACCCAAAUAAAACUAACAGGCCAUUUAUUUCUCAGAAAAUUCAUUUUCCUGACUUUUCUACCAGAGACAUACAUAGAAAUUAUGUCGAUUGUGUGCGAUGGUUAGGUGAUUUGAUACUUUCCAAGAGUGGCCGUACCAUUUUACAUUCCCACCAGCAAUGUAUGAAAGAUCCAGUGUCUUCGAAUCUUCGCCGGCAUUUGUCUUGUGAAAAUGCCAUUGUAUGCUGGAAACCUGGCAAAAUGGAAGAUGAUAUAGAUAAAAUUAAACCCAGUGAGUCUAAUGUGACUAUUCUUGGGCGAUUUGAUUACAGCCAGUGUGACAUUUGGUACAUGAGGUUUUCUAUGGAUUUCUGGCAAAAGAUGCUUGCAUUGGGCAAUCAGGUUGGCAAACUUUAUGUUUGGGAUUUAGAAGUAGAAGAUCCACAUAAAGCCAAGUGCACAACACUGACUCAUCAUAAAUGUGGUGCUGCUAUUCGACAAACCAGUUUUAGCAGGGAUAGCAGCAUUCUUAUAGCUGUUUGUGAUGAUGCCAGUAUUUGGCGCUGGGACCGACUUCGAUGAAAAACUUUUUCUCAGUCAAAGUUAGAGUGUGUUUUCUGUGUACAAUAGAACUAAUGUAUCUUGCUAGUAAGGGCACAUAGAGCAUUUAGAGUUGUCUUUCAGCAUUCAAUCAGGCUGAGCUGAAUGUAGUGAUGUUUACAUUGUUUACACUCUUUGUACUGUUUCCUGCUCAGACUCUACUGCUUUUAAUAAAAAUUUAUUUUU
Messenger RNA from Hippopotamus amphibius kiboko, 2275 nucleotides. RefSeq names its product embryonic ectoderm development (gene EED). Gene Ontology annotation, biological process: negative regulation of transcription by RNA polymerase II. The record is from RefSeq and is a predicted model, not a curated record. Lineage: Eukaryota; Metazoa; Chordata; Mammalia; Artiodactyla; Hippopotamidae. Gene Ontology annotation, molecular function: protein binding; nucleosome binding. Gene Ontology annotation, cellular component: ESC/E(Z) complex. The coding region runs from base 671 to 2071 and encodes 466 amino acids. The transcript is spliced from 13 exons.